This is a messenger RNA of Lotus japonicus, 606 nucleotides long. RefSeq lists its product as uncharacterized. The transcript has a single exon. The record is from RefSeq and is a predicted model, not a curated record. The coding region runs from base 1 to 606 and encodes 201 amino acids. NCBI's taxonomy places the organism in Eukaryota, Viridiplantae, Streptophyta, Magnoliopsida, Fabales, Fabaceae.
AUGUCUUGCUUUAUUUUGCCUGAUGGUCUUUGUGCAAAUAUUGAUAGCAUGAUUUCUAGAUUUUAUUGGGGAAGCGAUGUGACCAAGAGGGGUCUUAAUUGGUGCAAGUGGAGCAAGCUUUGUAGGCACAAGAGUGUUGGUGGCCUUGGAUUCAGGAACUUAAAGAAUUUUGACAUGGCUCUAGUUGCUAAAAAUUGGUGGAAAGUCUACACUUGCCCGAAUUCUCUCUUAAGAAGGGUCUUUAAGGCUGUGUAUUUUCAUGCUAGUGACCUAUAUGGUGCAAAAAAAGGAUAUCGUCCUAGCUAUGCGUGGACUAGUAUUUGGAAAACGAGGUGGGUCUUUCAAAGAGGGGGGGGGUUAUGGAGGAUUGGCAAUGGUGAAAGAGUUGAUGUUUGGGUGGUGAGGUGGAUUCCAAGAGGUGCUCCUGUUAUUUAUCGCGAAGACUUGGCAGCGGAGCUGAAUAUUCGUCGUGUGGCGGGCUUGAUGUCGAACGGGCAAUGGAACAGUCCUCUUAUCGAAGCCAUGUUUUGCCUAGGUACAACGAAAGCUAUUUUAGCUAUUCCCUUGUCUUUGGGUCUUGGUCAGGACAUUCUUUUCUGGCCAUAG